AUGGUGGAAGAGGUCGUUCAGCAUAAGGCCGUGCCUACGAAAGUGAAGGGGCCAUCAUUACCCCCACCAGAUGAAGACCUCAUGGUUUUGACAAAGAAGCUUAUCGAAAUUCGCAAUCUGUUGAAGACGGUCGACAAUAAUGCGAAGAUGACGCUUCCGAGUAUCGUUGUUGUCGGUUCACAAAGCUCUGGGAAAAGUUCUGUCUUGGAGGCUAUUGUUGGCCAUGAGUUCCUGCCAAAAGGAUCGAAUAUGGUCACGCGGCGCCCAAUCGAGCUGACCCUCAUCCACACACCGGACAGCAAGGAAGAAUAUGCAGAGUUCCCACAGUUGGGUCUAGGGAAAGUGCCGGACUUCAAAGACGUUCAAAAGACGUUGACCGACUUGAACUUGGCGGUCUCGGACGCGGAAUGCGUGUCGGACAACCCGAUCGAGCUCAAAGUGUUUUCGCCCAACGUCCCAGAUUUGACACUGGUGGAUCUCCCGGGUUACAUCCAGAUCCAUAACCGCAACCAACCUGCGAUACUGAAGGAAAAGAUCGCAGAGCUCUGCGAAAAGUACAUCAGGGAACCAAAUAUCAUCCUGGCGGUAUGCUCCGCCGAUGUGGAUCUGGCAAACUCGGAAGCACUCCGAGCGAGCCGGAAAGUGGAUCCAACCGGCAAGCGGACGAUCGGCGUCGUCACAAAGAUGGAUCUGGUCGACGAGAACACGGGUGUGGGCAUUCUCACCAACCGGGACUACCCACUCCAACUGGGGUACAUCGGCGUUGUCUGUAAAAAGUCGGGCAAUGACGUGGAUACCCGAGCCCUUAUUCGGUCAGAGGACUCGUUCUUUGGCUCGAACCCUGCCUAUCGGUCGAACAAGGUCAUGGUGGGGACAGGAACACUCCGCAGGCGCCUCAUGCAGGUUUUGGAAGACCACAUGGCCAAAUCGCUGACCACGAUCUCGGACGCCGUGCAACACGAACUCGACGAAGCGCGCUACCAAUUCAAAGUUCACUACAACGACCGGCGAAUCAGCGCCGAGAGCUACGUCGCCGAAUCCAUCGACCUCCUCAAACAAAAGUUCAAAGAGUUUGCGGGCCAGUUCGGUAAACCGCAAGUGAGGGAAGAAGUCCGCAUGAUGCUCGAACAGAAGGUGCUCGCCAUCUGCGGCGACAUGUACUGGAGCGACGACCGUAUCGCGAACUUACCGAAAGUUUGCCUCACGGAUCCGUUCUGGCAGGCCCGCCUGGACGUCAUUUCGGGCGCGUUGACGAAAAGCGGGGUGGGGAGGGCAUCCGUCCAACUGGUCGCCGACGUGCUGACGCGCAACAUGGAGCGGCUGACAUCGACGGAGCCGUGGGUGCAUCACCCCGACGGCCGCGCGAAAGUGAUAAAUUUCAGCACGGAGCUGCUGAAAGCCAAAUUCCACACCGCGGUCGAUCAGGUCGAAAACACCAUUAAACCGUACAAGUUUGAGGUGGAAUGUACGCCUGCGGAAUGGGCGGAGGGCCAGAAACGCGCCGUCGAGAUGCUGGAGAGGGAGGUUGUGCAUGCCAAGGAGCAGUUGGAGGCUAUCAAGAAGGCCGUCGGGCAACGGAAGCUGAGGAAUGCGAUGAAGUAUGUGCAGAAAACGGAUCGGGAGGAUGCAGUGAGACGCCAAUCACAACCACCACCGCCAGUUUCCGCACCCGCCGACUCAAAAGCCACCCCCGAACCCACCCCCGACCUCCCCGACGCCCACCCCUUCCCCUCUCCUCUCCUCACCAAAGCCCGCGAAGCCCUCGUCCACCAAUUCCGCAUCUCUCUCCUCCAACAACGCACCUCGGCGGUAAAAUCCCGCCAAUGCGCCUCCCCCGACAACAAACCCUGCUGCCCCGAAGUCUUCCUCUCUGUCGUCGCCGAGAAACUCACCUACACAGCCGUGAUGUUCAUCUGGGUCGAGCUGCUCAACGAGUUCUUCUUCCAAAUCCCGAGAGAGAUUGAUAACAAGCUGUAUUAUGACCUGAGUAGACGCGAGAUUAGGGAGUUUGCGCGGCAGAACCCGGUUGUGAGCAGGCAUUUGGAGGUGCAGGAGAAACGAGCAACGUUGGAGGUUGUUAUGGAGAAGUUGAGGGAGUUGAGGGGGAAGCGGUAG
Fimicolochytrium jonesii is the source of this 2115-nucleotide messenger RNA. RefSeq names its product P-loop containing nucleoside triphosphate hydrolase protein. Gene Ontology annotation, molecular function: GTPase activity; GTP binding; microtubule binding. NCBI's taxonomy places the organism in Eukaryota, Fungi, Chytridiomycota, Chytridiomycetes, Spizellomycetales, Powellomycetaceae. Gene Ontology annotation, cellular component: cytoplasm; membrane; microtubule. The transcript is spliced from 2 exons. The coding region runs from base 1 to 2115 and encodes 704 amino acids. The record is from RefSeq and is a predicted model, not a curated record.